Molecule: messenger RNA, 1444 nt
Organism: Phyllopteryx taeniolatus (common seadragon)
Lineage: Eukaryota; Metazoa; Chordata; Actinopteri; Syngnathiformes; Syngnathidae
Exons: 4
Coding region: 433-1326 (297 amino acids)
Source: RefSeq, a predicted model, not a curated record
UGCGCUCGCCAUCAGGAGCACGCGCGCACAACAGAAAGCCUCGAGUGGACACGUGUUGCGGCACCACGGACACGAUUGAUCACGGUCGAUCGGCGUCUCCGUGAAAUGAGGUUGCAAAUAAACAAAUGAGACUUGGCCAAGAAAAUUCACAUCAUGAAAACAAUCAAGCCGGGAUUGGCCGGCGACCGGUUCGGGGGGGCGUAUCCCGCCUCUCGCUCGGAGAUAGCUGGGAUAGACCCGUGACCCGCGUGAGGAGAAGCGGUACAGAAAAUGGAUGGAAAACAAUCAAGCGUACCUGCUGGUCCCGCCGGUCCCGCUGGUCCCGCCGGUCCCCGUGAUCCUGCACAGCUGCGCCCGACGAGGCGCUCAGGCCUCAAGUAGCAGCGCAGCAGACAGUUGAGCAGGUGGGCUCGGGCCAGUGGAUUGAGCAGAAUGUGGUCGACUUUGAGGGUUCUGGUGUUCCAGCUGUUCUCACUGCUGCUCUUUGGACAACAUGCGAGAGCUUUCGGGCCUUACUUUGCUGCGCGCAGCCCCAAAACUUAUCGGGCUCCCGCUGGCCUCCAAGCUUCACUCCAGUCUGAGGGUUCUACCGCUCACCUGAAACCCAAGUACCUUGGAAGUGUCUCACAGCAGAACCGGAUGCCUGCCAGACCGGGUACCGAAGGCCGUCUCGCUUCCUCCGGUGGUCUGGUAGAUCCGAGUUCACCGGGAAGUGCUCCGAUUUACAGACUUGAUUUAGAGCAGCGACAUCAACCCAACCCCAUCAACAGCAAAAUGCCUCAAAACCACCGGGAAGGUACUAUAGUUUCAAGUCACGGGAUCCAGAUGGUGGCUGCGCCAAAAUCGCCACUGGUUCUGAUGCCACGGAGGUAUGAAAAACCCCAAGUGCUACCAAGGUACAACCCCAAACUACCACAAAGGUAUGAACCAAAACCACCACAGGAGUUGCACGGGUAUGAAAAACUGCCCCAUGAUCUGAGGCGACCAAGAUAUGAACUUCAACUGUCACAGAGGUACGAUCAACCACACCAGGUGCACCCGAGGUAUGAUCCCAAACUGCAGCAGGUUCUGACGUCACGGCGGUAUGAGCCUAAACCGCCACAGGCUUUGCAGAGGUAUGACAAACUGCCGCAGGUUCCGACGGCGUCGAGGUAUGAAAAAUUGCCACGAGCUCUUCCGAGAUAUGACCUGAGACCGCAACAGAAUCUGAUGCCACCGAGGUACGAACCCAAACUGUCUGCAGUCCAAAGGCCCUCGAGUCAUAAGACUAAAUUGAGUCAAAGUGGUUUCCAAACCAACUUGAGAGGUUUUCUUUCCUGGCAGUAGCCGAAAGGUUGCUGUUGGACUGAGGUCUUCACUUUGACUUUGUCAGCUUGUGCAUCAAAUCUUUUGGAUCUUUAUUGCCAUUUGAGUUGAAAACAUAUUAAAAAAAAAAAAAAAAAGC